UAAUCGACCAAAACAACUCUGGUCACACUAGGAAGUUCACGAGGAAACCAAAAUCAAUUUUUAUUGAAAGAAAAGUGCGAGCGUUUUUCUGUUAAAGCUUAAUUAAAUGCCAGUGGAAACUGCAUUUUCCGCCGUCUGUCCGUCCUAACCUCCGUGGCUGUGCUCCAAAGGGUUGCGUUCAACGCGAACCCGUGAUUCUCCAACCGUGUGCGUUCCGUCAAAGCCGCAAAAGUGGAUACCGAAACAGUGAAAAUCGAGGAUUUGAUGGACUCUGAUCCUGAAAUCGAGUUCAUCGAAAAGGACAGCGGGAUGUCAUCGUUAGGUGGUAGCAAGGACGAGACGCCCGAGCGGCGAGCAGUGGCGGCACCAUCGAAUGAGCCUCAGGGGGAGAACUACGAUGAUGAACCCGACGAGUCUUUGGGCGAGCGCUUCUGGGGCCUGACUGAAAUGUUCCCGGAACCUUUACGCAAAGCGGUGGGUGCUGUAACCAAUGGCACCGUCACGGGCUGCAAACGCCUGUACACGUUCUCGUGCAAUGCCAGCUGGAUAUUCUUCACCAGCUCCGUCAUUCUGUUUGCCCCGGUCAUCUUUGAGACGGAGCGCGCCCAGAUGGAGGAGUUGCAAAAGUCGCAGCAAAAGCAGGUUCUGCUAGGACCCAGCAGUGCGAUGGCCUCUGGACCCUCGCCCGGCCUGCCCAUGAUUCGUUAAAACCUACCACAUACGCAUAUAUUAGCUCUACGAGAUACAAACCGGCAGCGGAAAUCCAGAGAACUGCGGGAAUUUUGCCACACGUUUAGCUUAAGUUUCGUCAAUACCAACAGAAAAUACAAUCCCAGUCGAAGUUGCAAGUCGAGGGCGCCGCGGAUGUGAGCCAACUAUAUAAACCAUAGCCCAGCAUUUACGGAUGCCAGCAUAUCCAAAGCAUCCGCAAUCUCUACACCUCUGGAGCAUCCAUCAUCAUGGGGGGCAUCGACCGGGCGCCCUUUGCGAACGAAAACAAGGAGCUGCAAGUUUCAGAUAGGUGUUAGCAUUGUAGUUCGCGUACACAGUGUAUAAACAAAAGCAACCACUAUGGUUUAAACCAAUUAAUAAAAAAUAUGUUUAUUAAGAGUUAAAAA
Messenger RNA from Drosophila kikkawai, 1118 nucleotides. RefSeq names its product translocase of outer mitochondrial membrane 22 homolog mge (gene mge). Lineage: Eukaryota; Metazoa; Arthropoda; Insecta; Diptera; Drosophilidae. Gene Ontology annotation, biological process: intracellular protein transport. Gene Ontology annotation, cellular component: mitochondrial outer membrane. The record is from RefSeq and is a predicted model, not a curated record.